Punica granatum (pomegranate) is the source of this 1098-nucleotide messenger RNA. Lineage: Eukaryota; Viridiplantae; Streptophyta; Magnoliopsida; Myrtales; Lythraceae. The record is from RefSeq and is a predicted model, not a curated record.
AAUAAGCACAGGACAGGACCCUCUCUCUUAGUCAAAGCGUUGAUUUCUUUCCAUCCUCUCGUACGUCCCUGUCCAUUGUGUCGUGUUGGACCCGCCCAGCUGCAGCUGGAAAAGCACGGCGAAGGAGAAUGGCAGGCAGGUGGUGGAAGAUCGCGGCGGCGGUGGGGGCAAUCGCGGCGGCGAGUGAGGCCAACAGGCGUUACGGAUGGGACAAGGACACCGCCCUCAAAGCUUUCGAGGAAAUGUCCGAAAGGCUGGGCGUUUGGGCCAUCCCCGUCUACGUGGCGGUCCACACCCUCACCCUCGCCCUCUGCCUACCCUACGCCGUCUUCUUCGAGGCCGGCGCCUCUCUCAUCUUCGGCUUCUUCACCGCCGUCCUCUGCGUCUUCGCCGCCAAGGUGCUAGGCGCAUCCCUCUCCUUCUGGAUCGGCAGGCUAGUGUUCAGGAAUUCGAGUUCGGCUAUGGAAUGGGCCCAAAGAAACAAGUACUUCCACAUGCUUUCCAGAGGAGUGGAACGAGAUGGGUGGAAAUUUGUGCUUCUCGCCCGAUUCUCGCCUAUCCCUUCUUACGUCAUAAACUACGCCCUGGCAGCUACUAAUGUGGGGUUUGUGCUGGAUUUUCUGCUUCCAACAGUUAUUGGUUGCCUUCCAAUGAUCUUACAGAACACAUCCAUCGGGAGCCUAGCUGGUGCUGCCGUGACCAGAGCUUCAGGCUCCAGUAAAUCCCGGAUUUGGUCUUUUGUUUUUCCUCUUCUCGGGAUAUUAUCGAGCAUCCUGAUUUCUUUGAGAAUCAAGAGCUACUCUAGUGGUAUCGUGGCUGAUGAAUCCUCAGGAACCAGGUCCGGUGAAGACCAGAGUAACACUCCAGGCUCAUCCCAGCAAGAAAGUAAGGACAGAAGGAAGAGCGAAUGAAACUGCAAAACAUAGUAAAGGCUAACCCCCAUGGCGUGAUACUCUCUUCUUGUUAGCAUACAAGAAGAUUUCCUUCUUUCAUUAUUUUCCCCCAUUGAUUAUUAUGUAUUGCUACACUGUUUAUGAAUCCAUAGGUCUGAUCUGAUCUUCUAUAUAGAAAUGGUCUUGUAUUAACAAUUCGGCCUUC